AUGUAUUACUUCCUCAGCAACCUCUGUCUAUGUGACGUUAUGUUGACCACAAACAUUGUACCAAACAUGCUCUUUGUUAUAUGGAGGAAAGGUAAGACAAUAUCCUUUGGUGUUUGCCUUUUACAGUUUUAUAUUUACAGUGUUUGUGGAGGUACAGAGUGUCUUCUACUCACUGUUAUGUCUUAUGAUCGUUAUCUUGCUAUAUGUAACCCAUUACGCUAUUCCGCUAUCAUGAAUUUUAACCAGUGCCUAAACCUUAUCUUCUGGUCUUGGUUUUUGGGAUCUCUGACAGCGAUAAUUACAGUUAUUAUGAUAUGUGGUCUAGAAUUUGCAGGACCUAACACUAUUGACCAUUUAUUCUGUGAUCUUGAGCCACUGCUACAGAUUUCCUGCUCAGAAACUUACUUUGUGCAGUUGGAAGUCCAUUUAUCUACUAUUCCUCUGCUAUGCUUUCCUAUCAUCUACAUUGUUGUAUCUUACAUACAUGUUUUCAUCACUGUCCUCAACAUUCCAUCCACCAGUGGCCGACAGAAAGUCUUCUCCACGUGCAGCUCACACUUGACUGUUGUGUGUGCGUUUUAUGGAACACUGUUCACUAUUUACACAGUUCCAUCCAAAACAAAAUCAACAGACACCAACAAAUUUCUUUCACUAAUCUAUACAGUGGUUACCCCCUUGCUGAACCCAGUAAUAUAUGGUUUGAGGAGUCAAGAUAUACGUAGAGCCCUGAAGAAAUUGGCCUAA
This is a messenger RNA of Bombina bombina (fire-bellied toad), 744 nucleotides long. RefSeq names its product olfactory receptor 11L1-like. The transcript has a single exon. Gene Ontology annotation, cellular component: membrane. Gene Ontology annotation, molecular function: olfactory receptor activity; G protein-coupled receptor activity. Bases 1 to 744 code for a protein of 247 amino acids. Gene Ontology annotation, biological process: G protein-coupled receptor signaling pathway. The record is from RefSeq and is a predicted model, not a curated record. NCBI's taxonomy places the organism in Eukaryota, Metazoa, Chordata, Amphibia, Anura, Bombinatoridae.